Molecule: messenger RNA, 4410 nt
Organism: Calidris pugnax (ruff)
Lineage: Eukaryota; Metazoa; Chordata; Aves; Charadriiformes; Scolopacidae
Gene: NOX3
Product: NADPH oxidase 3
Exons: 13
Coding region: 94-1797 (567 amino acids)
Biological process (GO): defense response; superoxide anion generation
Cellular component (GO): NADPH oxidase complex; plasma membrane
Molecular function (GO): superoxide-generating NAD(P)H oxidase activity
Source: RefSeq, a predicted model, not a curated record
AGUUAGUAGAAAAGCCUGAGGAAUGGACAGAGAACUCAGGUUACACUGGAAGGCAACAGUCAGCUGCUGCUAGCAUAGGGAGAGGCACUCAGGAUGGGAUGCUGGAUUUUGAAUGAAAAACUCUCAGUGCUGUUAUUAAUGGUGUGGCUGGGACUGAAUUUCUAUUUGUUUAUUGAUACCUUCCACUGGUAUGAAGACGAAGAUGCUUACAUUUAUACACGGAUUAUGCUGGGAUCAACCCUGGCUUGGGCAAGAGCUUCUGCAACAUGCCUUAAUUUUAACUGCAUGCUAAUCCUGUUACCAGUCAGUAGAAACCUUAUUUCAUUCUUACGAGGAACAAGCAUUUGCUGUGGAGGAGCACUGAGGAGACAGCUUGACAAAAACAUCGCAUUUCACAAGAUGGUUGCCUACGGAAUAGCUGUAAAUGCAACCAUCCAUAUUAUUGCCCACUUGAUCAACAUCGAGCGGUAUCAUACCAGCCAGUCAAAGGAAGCCGGGGCAUUACGGAAUAAACUUUCUGGCCUUGGCAAGAGCCCAAAUGAAAGCUACUUGAACCCAAUCAGGACCUAUGAAACGAACACAACAGGAGAGCUACUAACGACUGUAGCUGGAAUAACUGGAGUUGUGAUAACUGUGGCUUUAAUUCUGAUCAUGACUUCAUCCACUGAGCUCAUCAGAAGGUCAUGCUAUGAGAUGUUCUGGUAUGCGCAUCACCUCUUUGUGGUUUUCUUCAUUGGUUUAAUAACCCAUGGUAUGGGUCAGCUUGUCCGGGGUCAGACGCCUCAGAGUCUGCUGCUUCACAAUGUCACUUACUGUAAAGACCACUACUUGGAAUGGGAGAACGCCACCCAGUGCCCUCUGCCUCAGUUUUCCGGCAACAAACCUGUGGCUUGGAAGUGGGUUUUAAGUCCUAUGGUGCUGUAUAUAUGUGAAAGAAUUGUUAGGUUUUGGAGAUUUCAACAGGAGGUGGUCAUUACUAAGGUGGUGACACAUUCCUCUGGAGUCCUUGAGCUUCACAUGAAGAAACGUGGCUUUAAAAUGGGACCUGGUCAAUAUAUCUUUCUACAGUGCCCAUCAGUCUCACAGUUGGAGUGGCACCCUUUCACUCUCACCUCAGCUCCUGAGGAGGACUUCUUCAGCGUUCACAUUCGGGUCGUCGGGGACUGGACUGGGGCCCUCUUCAAGGCCUUCGGAGCUGAGGAAAAAGCUUUCAAGGAAUUGUGGAUGUUACCAAGGGUGGCUGUGGAUGGACCGUACGGAUCUGCAGCCACAGAUGUCUUCCACUACCCAGUGAGCGUGUGCAUUGCAGCAGGGAUCGGAGUCACGCCGUUCGCCUCUGUUUUGAAAUCCAUUUGGUACAAAUGCUGCAACCCCAACACAGGGCUGGCGCUGCAGAAGGUUUAUUUUUACUGGAUUUGUCGAGACCCAUCAGCAUUUGAGUGGUUUGCUGAUCUUCUGUUCCACUUGGAAACAAAAAUGGCUGAAAAAGGAAAAAAUGAUUUUCUAAGUUAUCGUAUAUUUCUUACCGGCUGGGAUGAAAGUCAGGCUACUCACAUAGCCCUACAUUAUGACGACAAGAUGGAUGUAAUUACCGGUUUGAGACAGAAGACUUGCUAUGGAAGGCCAAACUGGGACAAUGAGUUCAAGCAACUAGCCGAAAACCAUCCUAGCAACAGUAUUGGAGUAUUCUUCUGUGGACCCAAGACUCUCUCUAAGAUCCUUCAAAGGACAUGCAACUCAUAUUCAUCAGUUGAUCCAAGAGGAGUUCAGUUUCACUAUAACAAAGAAAGUUUCUAGCCUGUACUUCUUAAUUAUUUAAUUGCUAUUACCAAGUUGUGUGGUUUUUCCUCACCUUCUCCUGUCCUCUACUCAUUCUGCAGCACUCAUUGAAGUAGGGCCACUGACUUCAAUAGAAAAAUGCCAUUCUGUGCCAACUAAAGAUUUGGACACCACCCUUAGCCUUUCCUUCAAAGAACUGAAAGGCUGAUUGCUUACUUAAUGAUGCUGUGAAUCCACCUACAUCUGUGUGAAAACAAGCACAAACCACUACCCUUUGAAGAAAAAGGCAUGAGCAACACGGACAUUGAGAACUGUACCUCACUGUUGUGUAUGAUCAAACUACCACCAUAGGCAACACUCACAUUCCUGCUGUUUAAAUCGUGCCCAGACAUUCAAAGCAUUUUCCUUCCUGGUGUUGUGAUUUUGCACUUCUUAUAGCUUCCCGCUGCACACACAUCCACCUCUACAUCCCCGGUUGUGCCGUAGCAAUACCAUUUAUAUACACACUGUCCAACAAAUUCCUUUUAUCCUACCAAACUAUGCACCAUUUAAAUCUGCCAUUUCUGUAGUGAUGCUGGCUGUGCAUGCCUUAAAAUAAUAUGUUCUGAGGAUUAAUAUGUUAAGGAGACCCCAGAAACCUUUGCACUCAGCAAAUGGAUCUCCUGAGACAGGAAACCCAAACUGGAAAAAAGUUUCAGGUGUCCUUUAAAUGUCACACGACUUCAUGGGCACUGAAGAACAGGCUUUAAAAGAUACAAAAUCAAAGAUACAUGACAGAGUGACUGAGGUGGGAAGGCACCCCUGGAGAUCACCUACCCCAAACCCCCUGCUCAGAGCUGAUUCUGUGAAGACAGGAGUGACAUUUGCAUUCUUCCAGUCGUCAGGAACCUCCUCCCAUCACCAUGACCAUUCAAAAAUAAUGACAAAUGGCGAGCUCCCUCAGCACUUGUGGGUGCAUCCCUUCAGUUCCCAUGGACUUGUUCAAAAGCUCCCUAACCUGAUCCUCCUUCACUGAGGACAAGUUUGCAUUGCUUCAGAUUUUCCCAUUUGCCUCAGGAGCCUGGGAUUUCUUACCUGUAAAGACUGAGGUGAAAAAGGCAUUGAGUACCUCUAUCUUCUGUGUGGCCUUAGGCACCAGGUCCCCCACUCCAUUCAGCAGCAGACCAACAUUUCCCUUGUAUAUCUAUUUUACUCGGACUAGUUACCUGUUCUCUGCUACCCUCAUGCAGCACUGAGACGUAGGUACAAACCAGUAACUCAUCUUUUCACCUCUGCAAACCUUCUCAGGCAGCUGCUGGGAGUCCUGAAAUACCACUGAGGCCACCUGCAGAGCUGCUGGAAACGCUGUUGUUUGACCACAGUCUUUCUAACAACUCAUCCAGGGCCCAUGGACUGUUCCCUGGAGCCACAUCUUCUAACGUGCUGGGACUAACGUAAAGCUAUGCAUGCCAUCUGUAAAACCACUGGUGCUUUCUCCAAAAGAGGACUGUCUCCAGCUGGAUAAGUCAGCCAGCCUUGCAGCACCUUGUAUAUCAAAGCAACGAAACAGUGGCCUUCAUGCAACCCAAAUCUUUACUGAUCUUCUCGUAGCCCUCACUGGCACCCCAGCUGCCAUGGCUAUAGGUCCUGUCCCCUAAAGCAGUCCUUCCCUCACAGCCUUGUACUCCUCAUCUUUGUCAUCUCAGUAUAUCGUUGCCACCUCCCUAGACCUGAUAUUGUCUUCCACCUUCUAGUAUUAUUUGUACUUUGUGACAUUAGCAUUACUAAGCACAUGGAGCACAGGAUAAAUCCAGAGUGAGGGAGAAAUAAAAUGAAAAAUACGCAAAUAUUGUAACAUUCACGUAAGCUAGAAAAGUUGAAAAGUGAGAAAACUAUUUCCCUAUUCCCAGCACAGAAAGUUAAGCUAUAUUCAAGUUGGACUGAAGUGUAACAGAGCUCACUAGGAGGCAUUUACCCAGCACACAAUAAACAUGGGAGGUAGAAAACACCCUGUGUAUGUCAGCACUCAAAUAAGACAAAUGACAACAUUAUAUAUGUAUACUUACACACACACAGAAAAAUGCCCACUAGAGGGGACAUAACUGUAUAGACAAAAGAAAGUGAAUAAUAAAAAUUAUGCCACAGAAGACUCCAAUAUUAUUUUAUACCUCUUCUAUUAGGGGAUACAGUAUGUGUGAACUGAGACUGUUCAACAAGAUACAGUUGUAUUACUAUUAAGUUUAGGGCAAUGCAUCUUUGUUUUAAAAUUGUUGAAGUUUUUUUAAAUGCCUGCCUAUGUGAAAUGAUUAAUGCGGUGCAUACUGUGUAGCAGUAGAGUGAGUGGAGAAUUAGAGCCUCUGCCAGUUCACCUAGAGGCAUUUAUCUUUUAUUUUUUUCCCUGGUGCCCGUGCUGAGCCUCAGGGUAAGCUGACACAUUUUUUAACAUAAAUUAAGCUUCUUUUUUUUAAUGUGUGUUGAAAAUCUUGAAGGAAAUGAGAAAUGUGUGUAGGCACCAAUACCAGCUGCCAUUGCAUGAAAGAAAGAGGUGACAAUUUCCUGCAGAUUCUGAAUGAUUGUUUUAAUGGGGUUGGAUCGGAGGUAACAAGCACAAAGAUAUUGUGCUGCCAGAAAAACAGGAUCUGUUCUCCCCCU